This is a messenger RNA of Odocoileus virginianus texanus, 1120 nucleotides long. NCBI's taxonomy places the organism in Eukaryota, Metazoa, Chordata, Mammalia, Artiodactyla, Cervidae. The record is from RefSeq and is a predicted model, not a curated record.
UUACUGUCAUUUAUUCAGUGUAGCUAAAAAUUGAGAAACUGGAUUGAAGGUUAAUUUCUCACAUUCAUUUGUACAUUCCACAAGGAACCUUAAAAUGAUCAGUGUUGAGGUUUGGCGCCAUGAAGAAGUAAGCUGUUGGCGUGGUCUGUUUCUGUAGCCAUGUGAUUCUGUCACUCCUUCUCUCCUAGCCUUUCAAAGAUGCCUGCCGCAUAUUCUACCAAGCAGAGAUGGAAGACCUGGACUUUGUCAGUGCUACGGAGGAGUCCAGGACGCACAUAAACACCUGGGUAGCCGAAAAGACAGAAGGUAAAAUUAGAGACUUGCUCGCUGCGAAUUCAGUUGACGCCAUGACUCGUCUGGUUCUCGUGAAUGCCGUCUACUUCAAAGGAAUUUGGGAUGAACAGUUUAACCAAGGGCGCACCAUGCAAAAGCCAUUUAAAGUCAGCAAGGACGUGGAGAAAACUUUGCAAAUGAUGUUUAUGAAGUCCACCUUUAAAAUGACCUACAUUGAAGAGAUAAGCACCCAGAUUCUGGUGCUUCCCUAUGUCGGCCAAGAGAUGAACAUGGUCAUCCUGCUGCCCAGUGAAAGCACUGACUUGAACACGGUGGAGAAGGCCCUGACCUACGAGAAAUUUGUCGCAUGGACGAAGCUGGACAUGCUGGCUGAGACGGAGAUGCUGCUGUUCCUGCCCCGGUUAACUCUGGAGGACAGUUACGACAUGGAGGGCAUCCUCCAGAAACUGGGCAUGACUGACGCCUUCAACGGGGCCUGCGCCGACUUCUCAGGGAUGUCAUCCAGCCAAGGCUUGCACCUGUCCAAGGUUGUGCACAAGUGCUUCCUGGAGAUCAACGAGGAGGGCACGGAGGCCACGGCCGCCACAGAGGCCAGGUUUACACCGGACAGCCUGAGCGUCGGACAGCAGUUCUUAGCUGAUCGCCCCUUCCUCUUCUUCAUCCAGCACGGCAAGACUGGGGCCAUCCUGUUCUGCGGCCGCUUCUGCUCGCCGUGACGGGGUGCUGGAGGCGCCCCGGUGCUCCUCACCGCUCUCCCCGAAUCUGGAAGAGCUGAACCCCAGUGACCUUGGCGAAGGUCCACAAAUAAAGGCUGAUGGAGACCGCC